Messenger RNA from Trichoderma virens Gv29-8, 1176 nucleotides. RefSeq lists its product as uncharacterized. NCBI's taxonomy places the organism in Eukaryota, Fungi, Ascomycota, Sordariomycetes, Hypocreales, Hypocreaceae. Gene Ontology annotation, molecular function: carbohydrate:proton symporter activity. The transcript has 3 exons. The record is from RefSeq and is a predicted model, not a curated record. The annotation marks the transcript as partial. Gene Ontology annotation, cellular component: membrane. Gene Ontology annotation, biological process: transmembrane transport; carbohydrate transport.
GGCGUCCUUCUACAAACGACGGCACGGACUAGUGCACAGUUCACCGUGGGUAGAUUUCUCAGCUUUGGUAUGACGGGAAUGACAAUCGUGGUUGUUCCUAUCUACCUGGCUGAGACGUCGCCCAAGGUUCUGCGUGGUAUGAUGACAUCCACGUUGCAGCUCAUGAUUGUAUUUGGCCAGUUGAUUGCUUCGCUGGUUACAUUUGGAACUCAGCACAUCUCAGGCGAUAAAGGCUGGCAGAUUCCUGUUGGUCUCCAGUUUAUUGCCCCUGCAUUCAUUGUGGGACUGCUACCUCUUGUCCCCGAAUCGCCUCGAUGGCUCCUAACUCGAAACCGAAUUGAUGAGGCAAAAGUUUCCCUGCGAAGACUCUACAAGAACCACACCGAAGCCGAAAUUGAACAGGAAGUUGACAUUCUUCGACAUGCUCACUCUACUGAGGAAAAGGGCCCGUGGUCGGAGGUUUUCAACAAGGAAAACAGAAAGCGUACUAUGGUUGCUGUGAUUGCCAUGUUUGGUCAACAGAUUACCGGACAGGCCUUCUCCAGCCAGUACUCUGUUGUGUUCUACCAGUCCCAGGGCUACAAGAGUCAGGCUUUCCUGUUCAAUAUCUUGAGCAACGUCACUGGUCUUGUCUGUCUCAUUGCUACUUGGUUUAUGAUUGACCAAAUUGGCAGACGACCAAUGUUGAUGAUUGGUGGUUCGGGAAUGGCCAUUUUCCUCUUUAUCGUCGGUGGUGUUGGACUUGAGAAGCAUCCCAACGACUCUGAGAGAGGAGCAUUGGUGGCAUCUUUUAUAUUAUUCGCUUGUUCAUACAACCUUUCAUGGGCUCCUGUGUCAUACGUGGUGGUGUCCGAGGCUGCUUCCACACGCGUCAAGGAAAAAACCAACCUGUUCGCAUCCGUCAUUUCUAUCAUCACCACGUUUGUCACCUCCUUUACAAUUCCUUACCUGCUCAACGCGCCAUAUGCCGCACUGGGCGCUAAAGUUGGCUUUAUUUAUGGCUCCAUCAACUGGGUGAUGGUUGGUGUAGCCUACUUCUUCAUUCCUGAGAUGAAGGGACGGAGUCUCGAAGAAGUUGACGAACUGUUCGCAUCCGGAGAAUCACUGCGGAAUUUUAGCAAAGCGAAGACGACCCCCACAGCCACUUAUAUCGAGGAUACUGCUAGAAAGGAGCCG